This is a messenger RNA of Protomyces lactucae-debilis, 1242 nucleotides long. RefSeq names its product RlpA-like double-psi beta-barrel-protein domain-containing protein-containing protein. The record is from RefSeq and is a predicted model, not a curated record. The transcript has a single exon. The coding region runs from base 1 to 1242 and encodes 413 amino acids. NCBI's taxonomy places the organism in Eukaryota, Fungi, Ascomycota, Taphrinomycetes, Taphrinales, Protomycetaceae.
AUGUACGGCUUCAGCUCUACAACACGCAUAUUUUUGGCAACGCUUGCACUUAGCAGUAGCCUUGAUGCCGUUUUGAUACCCGUGCAACUCAAGGACGGCCUACUUGUUAUCCAGGCACAUAUCAUCGCACCAUCAGCGCCACCAACCCUUGUUGAGACUCCGGAUUCCCCAUCACUAACACCUUCACCUCCGCCAGCGCCGCCAUCGACCGACCCUGUCGGUCCAACAACCCUUACUGUCGUGCCAGUGGUCAAUCCCCCAGUGUCGGCCCCAUCCGGUGAGGUUCCACCGCCGCCUGCUCCUGGCCUAGAGGUACCGCCAGUCACGACGCAACCAGGGCCACAGUUGCCAAAUCCUCCGCAACAGCCAGCACCCGUAGUGGAAUCGCAGCAGCCAGCACCUAUAGCACAACCGCAGCAGCCUGUACCUCAACCUCAACCUCAACCUCAACCUCAACCUCAGCCUGAACCUCAACCUCAGCCUGAACCUCAACCUCAGCCUGAACCUCAACCUCAGCCUGAACCCCAACCUCAGCCUGAACCUCAGCCUCAGCCUGGACCUACGACUCCGAACAAUGGACAAACAAUCCGCCAAGACCUCAUUCCUAUCGGCAAAAGAAUGACUGCGCACGCAACAGAGUAUGGUGGCAAUACGAACGGAGCUUGCGGUAUGAACUAUAAACCUCCCGCUGGCUGGGGCGGUGUCGCUGUGAGUGUCGAUGUUUUUGGUGAUGCUUGUGCUUGUGGACAGUGCUUCGAGGCCACGUAUGGAGACAAGACAAUCAAAGCCAUGGGUGUAGAUGAGUGCCCUGACUGUCACUUGCAGAACGGGGACGUGCACAUGGAUUUGUUUCUGGACAGUUGGCUUAAUCUAGCGAAGGGCAAGGGCUCUACACUGUCUUUGGGCAUCCUGAGAGAUAUCCAAUGGAAGGCUAUACCGUGUGGCUUCACUGAAGGCCUGAAGCUGCAUUGGAAGGAAGGCAGCAACAAUGACUGGGCUGCCCUUUCUGUACGAGGACACAAUAUUCCUGUCGUCGCUAUGGCCGCCAAGCGCCUUGAUGUGCCAGACAGUCAAUGGAUUGACCUCAAACUAGACAAGGACAUGGCCUCUUACGUCAAUCCGGCUGGUAACUUGGAAGGCUCGCACUUUACCGUCAAGCUGGUCGCGAAUAAUGGUCAAACCAUUGUUCUGGACAAGGCAGAGCGACUCAAUUCUGAUCAAGAGUUUGGAGUCAACUUUUGA